This is a messenger RNA of Chara braunii, 929 nucleotides long. Lineage: Eukaryota; Viridiplantae; Streptophyta; Charophyceae; Charales; Characeae. The record is from the annotation of a GenBank genome assembly.
ACAGUAGUUGGUCUGUCAUCCGUGUUUUAAGGACUGCCAGCUGGUCAGUAAGGCAGUAGGGAUCCCUAUCCAACGACACAGCUAGUGAUAGCAACCGACAACUGAUAUCUGAAGUCGAGCCAUGGCAUUGGGAUCGGGAUUGGGAUCGGGGUUGGGAUCGGGAUUGGGAUUGGGAUCGGGAUUGGGAUCAUACCUGGAAGCUCUGCUUUUGGAUAUGCAGGGUGCAAAACCUGCCUCUUUCAGUGUUCUAAAAAUAGCACCUCGAAAACUGUGUUUGGCGCUCGCCGUCAUCGGCGUCGCCAUUCUCGGCGAUGCGACUUUUGCAGCCGGUUUCCGGCUCCGCAAUAGUUGGAAUAUGAAGUGUAUCGAGGUAGCUGACGACGCCUCGCGUCCCGCUGACAUUCCUGCACCCAGACUGGUAAUGGUGGAUUGUACGGACAGCAGAAAUUCUAGCCAAAAUGGUCGUCUUGCCAGUGGCGGUCAGACUUGGUUGAUGCUGUCGGAUGGCGCAGGGUUUCAGAAUGAGGAGAUUGGCCUCUGCAUUCAGGUACACCAGCAAGGAUGCGAGAGCGGCACGCCAGUUGUGCCUGCCGUAUGCGAUGAGGGUGGUGUAGUCGAUGAAAGCGAGCGCUUCCGGAUGUCGUUUCAUAACUUUCAGUCCAAUGAUUCCAGCAGUCUAAAUCCGAUCGGCAAAGGCACGUGCUUCCAGCUUCUGGCCGAACACUGCUGGGCGGCAUCGGGAGCUGACGUGUGCCUAGCCGUGACCGACGAUGACACUCUUGAAGUACAUGGGUGCAACACAAACAAACCGGAUAUGGAAGAGCUAUGGGAAAAGCUCGAUUGACGACCGUGGGCUCUCUCGGAGAUUCUCGCUCUCAUUCCCUUCACAAAUCAUCACAAGCCAUCCAUAACAAAAAAGUUUAGAUAGG